This is a messenger RNA of Chanos chanos (milkfish), 1074 nucleotides long. RefSeq names its product spermatogenesis associated 17 (gene spata17). Bases 1 to 1074 code for a protein of 357 amino acids. Gene Ontology annotation, biological process: spindle organization; establishment of meiotic spindle localization; mitotic cell cycle. Gene Ontology annotation, cellular component: spindle pole. The transcript is spliced from 10 exons. Gene Ontology annotation, molecular function: calmodulin binding. Lineage: Eukaryota; Metazoa; Chordata; Actinopteri; Gonorynchiformes; Chanidae. The record is from RefSeq and is a predicted model, not a curated record.
AUGGCAAGGCUAGUAAAGUUAUACAGUCAAAUCGAUCACAUAAAAGAACAGUAUUUUAUCAGAAACAGAAUUGCAGAAGAAAACAGAGCGCGAGAGAAUGCUGCUGCCAUUAAGAUCCAAAGCUGGUUCAGGGGCUGCCGGGUUCGGGUUUACCUAAAUCACCUACACAAGAAGGCGACCGUUAUUCAGAAGGUAUGGCGCGGCUUCACGGCUCGCGAGCUCUUCAGACAGCGGGUGAAGACAGCAUAUUUUACCAUGAAGAUGAAUUUCUACAAUAAGAUGGCUGUCAAGAUACAGCAGAGGUGGAGAGGAAAUUAUGUAAGAAAAUACAUCCACAAUUAUUACGCUCGCAAGGCAUAUCUGGAAGAGUUAACGCAAAAGAAUGAACAGAUCAGGAGAGAUCUAGAGGAGUUUGCGGAGCUCCAGAGGAAGGAGCGGGAGCGCAUCUCUCUGGAGAGAGAGGAGCAGCAGAAAUGCAUCCAAGCCCAAAAACUCCAUUUCCUCCUCAGUACUAAACAGUGUCCAGGAAUAUUUAACUCUCCGUUCAGACAAGCACCAGACGAGAUGGAGUUGAGGUUACAGAAGGUCAAGCCUCUCAUGGUGAGAUCUGCAACGACAGACAGGAAAAGCCGUAAGACACGCCCCCAGUCACCACGACAACCAGACAGCGGACACAUCCUGCCACCUAUCCACAGCAAACAGCCACAGGGGCCCUUCCGCGCGGCACAGGAGGUGCAGCAGCAGCGUUCCCGGCCCCUGGAGCCCAGCCUGCGAGUGGCUACAUCCAUCACCGCGCUGGAGGAGGCCAGAAACGAGCUCAAACGCCAGGAGUGGAGGACCCGCCUUAUCGACCAGCCAUUCCAACCUUUCUCCCAUGUCCACAACAACAAGACGUAUGAACGGUCGGUGCACACAAGUGCUCCGUUUGAACAGGUGGCUUAUGGGAAUAAGUACUUCAGAGAGCAGAACACUGAACAGCUACAGGGGAAAAAGCCGUUCAAGACUGUCUUCACCACCUGUCACGUCUUUGACAAAUUUGGACGCCUGUACUCCAAAGCUGGGAAUAUCGUUUAG